GAACAAGGAACCGUGAUGUUCCCUUUAGCGUUAUCGUAGUGUACCUUGGGCUGUAAAAUAUUUUGUAUAUACAUUAUAGGUAUGCUUUUGUUUCAAUUAUUUCAUACCGCUUGAAACUUACUCCAUUUUUAGAAAGGUGCCUCGCGUAAUCUUAAAUUCUUCACAUUGACUGUAUAUACUUACACACACCAAACCUAUACGUAUAUAUGCCAUAAUCUAUUUUAUCGGUAUCAUGAAAUCUGAACGUCGUCACUGAUAUUUUGCCCGUGACUAACACAAGUCAGUAUUGCUUUCGUGUGGGCAUCGCAAAGAGUUUUAAGCGAGGUGUUGGGAUAAUGGAUAUAGAGCACAGGAUGCGGGACAUAAAUUUAACAACGAUACUAUUCGUGAUCGCAGUUUUUACGUCGAGACAGCAAUAUGCUUACGGCUUGAGCUGUUACGUUUGCGACAGUACGUCAUCUUCAAGUUCAUGCAUUUCGGAUCCUGAUUUUUCGACUACGUGCAAUUACAAAUAUUGUACAAUUUAUCGACGGGAAUUGGCAGAGCCUACGGGACUCGUGACGGCGUUUUAUCGCGCUUGCGAAGAUAAUCCAAUGUAUUUAAAUACCGAAGUCAAGACACCCUUUGCCAAAACCUAUUACCGUGCCUGUACAAGUAAUCUCUGUAACCUCGGGAACGGUGUUGCGGAGGUCACUUCCUCAAGCGUUGAAAUAAUUACCGCCGGGGACAACAGUCUAGUUGUUCCGGGUGUUGGGGUUGAAAAUGAUGCAUCCAGUUUGCACUCCGGAACUUUGCUCGCUUUUGUGCUCAUAAUAAUUGCGUACGUGCUUGUUACGUACUACGAGUGAUGAAAUGCUUUAUUGAUUUUCAUUGUAAACAUGAUGGCAUCGAAUUAUAUGCACUGAA
This is a messenger RNA of Diprion similis, 906 nucleotides long. RefSeq lists its product as uncharacterized. The record is from RefSeq and is a predicted model, not a curated record. NCBI's taxonomy places the organism in Eukaryota, Metazoa, Arthropoda, Insecta, Hymenoptera, Diprionidae. The transcript is spliced from 2 exons. Bases 336 to 848 code for a protein of 170 amino acids.